GACGUCAUCAACGAACGCCGCCCAGCUGCUCCUGUCUUCAUAACACAUGUCAGCGACCUUUUACUCUUUGGUUUCCGUUCUUCUGUACUUUGCUCCUACAUGGUCUCUAGAUAAGCAUGUUACUUUUGAGGAGAGCCGUCUUUCCGGUGGUGCGGACGAAGUGCGGUCGCUGCUUUUGUUCCUCUCCAAGUCUCCAAAUGGACAGAAAAGGUUUGGUGCUGGGAGUGUUCGAGAAGAAGGGGGAGAAGGGGAAUCUUCAACUGACGGAGGCUGCGGCAGGGUUUGACCGCAAAGUGUCUGGGAAACUGUCCGAACUCCUAAAAAUUUCCGGACCGGGUCUCAAGAAAGGCAAAAGCAGAAUAUUCUACGGAAUCCACGAGGAGUUCCCGUGCGUCGCUGUGGUCGGGCUGGAUGAUGCCACAGCAGGUGUGUGCGGGGCAGAGAACUGGGACACUGCCAAGGAGAACAUCCGACAAGCCGUGUCGGCUGGCUGUCGGGUACUUCAGGACCUGGAGGUGACGCAUGUGGAGGUGGACGGCUGCGGCGAUGCCCAGGCGGCAGCAGAGGGCGCUCUUCUGGGCUUGUUUCAGUACGACCAGCUGAAAUCCAAGAAGAAGCCUAAAGUGACAGUGCAGCCUCACGGAAGUGCCGAUUCGACGGCGUGGGCGAAAGGAGUCCUGUACGCAGAAGGCCAAAACCUGGCCCGCCUCCUCAUGGAAGCCCCGGCCAAUCACAUCACUCCUACUGCUUUUGCCAACACCAUCCAAGAGAAGUUGGCGCAGCAUGGUGACCGGGUCAAAGUCCAAAAGAGAUCCCAGGCAUGGAUAGAGGAGCAAGGCAUGGGAGCAUUCCUCAGCGUGUCCAAAGGCUCAGAGGAGCCCCCUGUCUUCCUAGAGCUGCAUUACAACGGUUCCCCAGACAGCAAGCAGGCCCCGCUGCUUCUUGUCGGCAAGGGAAUCACAUUUGACAGCGGCGGCAUUUCUCUGAAGCCUUCCGCCUCGAUGGAUAUGAUGAGGGCCGAUAUGGGUGGAGCCGCCACUGUGUGCGCGUCUGUCGUCACGGCAGCGACCCUCAAACUGCCGAUCAACAUCAUCGGUCUGGCUCCGCUCUGUGAGAACAUGCCCAGCGGAAAGGCCACCAAACCAGGUGAUGUGGUCACGGCUAAGAAUGGAAAAACAAUCCAGGUUGACAACACAGAUGCAGAGGGAAGGCUGAUCCUCGCUGACGCACUUUGUUACGCACACACUUUCAACCCCAGAGCUGUCGUCAACGUCGCCACAUUGACAGGCGCAAUGGAUGUCGCGCUGGGCUCAGCCGCGACUGGAGUCUUCACAAACUCCGAUUGGCUGUGGGGGGAGCUACAUAAGGCUAGUGUGGUGACAGGUGACAGAGUGUGGCGGAUGCCUCUGUUCCAGCAUUACACCAAACAGGUGACGGACUCCCAGUUGGCAGACCUCAACAACAUCGGCAAGUACAGCCGGUCCGGCGGAGCGUGCACGGCAGCUGCCUUCCUGAAAGAGUUUGUCACAUCUCCUCAUUGGGCUCACUUGGACAUUGCUGGAGUGAUGAGUAACAAAGAUGAAAUCCCCUACCUGAAAAAAGGCAUGUCUGGAAGACCAACACGCACGCUGGUGGAGUUUGCAGCCGCCUUGGCUCACCAAGGCUAACCAAAUGACAAACACAAUAAAUGGUCAAUUGGUAACUUAAAACAUGCAAAAAUGUAGUGGAUACCUAAAUUAUUGGGGAAAAAAAUCAUCAUUCUUAGUUUUUAACAUAAUUUGUGUUAAUUUUGAGAGGACCAUUCAGCACUGUUUGAUUGAUGUAGUGUAUAUACUAAUAAAUGUUAUGAUCAAA
Messenger RNA from Nerophis lumbriciformis (worm pipefish), 1854 nucleotides. RefSeq names its product leucine aminopeptidase 3 (gene lap3). NCBI's taxonomy places the organism in Eukaryota, Metazoa, Chordata, Actinopteri, Syngnathiformes, Syngnathidae. Gene Ontology annotation, biological process: proteolysis. Gene Ontology annotation, molecular function: manganese ion binding; metalloaminopeptidase activity. The record is from RefSeq and is a predicted model, not a curated record. Gene Ontology annotation, cellular component: cytoplasm.